Didymodactylos carnosus is the source of this 2346-nucleotide messenger RNA. The record is from the annotation of a GenBank genome assembly. Lineage: Eukaryota; Metazoa; Rotifera; Eurotatoria; Philodinida; Philodinidae.
AUGACAACUAUGACAGAAUAUCCGGAGACAUCAGUUAAUGAUGAACGAGUAAAGUUGCAAAGGUCAGAGAGUUUUGAAGAAAAUGGUUUCAAAGUAUUACAGAGUAUUUUAUCAUCAUCUGCAUCAGUUGCAUCAAAUAUUCAGCAUCAAAACAUGACGGAUAGAAAUGGUAUUGGUGUUUCACAUCGAUCGUUAUCUGCACAAAAUUUAUCUUUUCACAUUCCUACAACAACAUCAAUUAACGAUCAUGGUCUUCCACCAAUAGCAAGUCAACAACAACGUCGUUCAAUAAUGUCACGAAAUCCAAUGGAACUUGAUUCAUUUGUUCGACAAUUUGAGACAAAAAUUCGAGAACAAAGUUUAAUAUGGCAAAAAGAAUUACAAAAAUUACUUGAUAAAAAAAAUUCUGAAUUAGAGAGUAUAAAAUCGUCAUAUGAAUCUAAAUUACGUGUAUCGUUGGAAAAUAAUAAAAAAUUUGAAUUACUAAUAAAUCAAUUAAAUGAUGAGAAUAAACGUAUAAAAUAUGAGCUCGAACAUCAAAUUAAAUCAGAACAAAUUCAAAUAAAAAAUGACUAUGAACAAUACAAACAAGAUAUGGAACGUAAAUUUUCAGAUAUGAAAACAUUUUAUGAAGAUGAUAAACAAGAAAUGAAAAAACAUCAUAAUCGAAUCUAUCAAGAUUUGUUGGAUGAAACAAAUCAACGCUUGAAAAAAAUGGAAAACGAUUAUAAAUAUCAACAACAGACGAAUGAUUCAAGUGUUAGCGAAAUGGAAAAACGUUUAGGUGAAUUUCGCACGAAUGUUGAACGAUUACAACAAUCAAAACAAAAAGUUGAAGAAGAAAAAUUACAGUUGCAAAAAACAAACGAGCAAUUAACACUUCAAAAUCAAGAAUUAACGGGAAAAAUUCGUCAUAAUGAUCGUGAUUAUCAAGAUCAAGUACAACGUUAUGAAAAUGAAUUAAAAUCUGUCAAGGUACGUUGUGAAUCGGGUGUUGAACUGUUAAAAAAAGAAAAUGAUUUAACAAAAACAAAAGCAACAAAAACCAUAGAUGAAUUAGAAAAACAACUUGGAUUAAUUACUGAAAAAUUUUAUGAUAUGCAAAAAUUAUUUGAACAAAAAUUAGCUGAUCAACAAAAAACUUAUCAAAUAAAUUUAUCCGAAUAUGAAAAUGAGUAUGAGAAAAAAUUAAAUACUAUUAAAUUUGAACAAACCUAUGAAAAAUUUGAACAAUUUCAAAAACAUAAUGAUCUGUUACAAAAUGAGUUAAAACAGAAAGUGAAUGAAAUUCGACAAAUCAAUGAUUUAUAUAUGAAACAAAAAGAGUUAAAUGAGAAAAAUGAAAAAAAAAUUGAACAAAUAAAAAAUGAUUCCGAUUCCAUAUAUCAAGAAAAGGUUGAGUAUUUUUAUUUUUUAUUAUCGAUACAAUUACAAGAUCAUAGUAUUAAAGAACUGAACGAAAAAAAUCGUCAAAAUGAGCAUUUAUUAACUGAAAAUUUGAAUAAAGAACAUAUGAAAUUAAUCGAACAAUUACGAUUAAAAUAUGAACAAGAUAAAGAAAUGUAUGAUGAAAAAAUGAAGAAUCAUUAUAAUAAAGAAUUGAAUGAUCUCAAAGUAAAAUAUGAACAAAUUAUAGAAAAACAAGAUGAAAAAUUUAAACAAGAUAUUAAACAACAGGAAAAAAUGUAUAAUGAAAAACGAUUGACAUAUGACAAUGAGAAACAACAAAUUAUCAAUGAUUAUGAGCAAUUUAUUAAAAAAAUUGAAAAACAGUAUGAAUAUAAGAAUAAUGAAUACGAAAAACGAAUCGAAAUGUUAAUAGCAAAAACACACGAACAAUUGAAAUCAAUUGAAGAUGAAUUUCAAGAGAGAAAUGUUAAACAACAAUCUAUUAUUAAUGAUCAACAGAAAAUGAUACAAGUAUUCAAAGAUGAACAAAGUAAAAUAAAAUCAUUUUAUGAUAAACAAUUUAAUUUGUUAAGUGAUCAAUGUAUUAAGGAAAAAAAUGAAAUUAAAUCGAGAAGUGCCGAGGCAAUGGCGCAUGGUUUUGGCAUUACGUUGACAUUGAAGAAAGAACAGUUAGAACGAAAACUAUCUUAUUUAUCAGAACAACAUAAACAUGAAUUAAUUGAAUGUAAAAUAUCGUAUGAAAACAAUUUAAAAGGUUUAUUAUCAAAUGAUGUACGAUUAGAUUUAGAGAAUACAAUACAAUCGUUAAAACAACAAAUUCUCUAUUUACAACAACGUAUUGCUUUUUUACAAAAUGAAUUAGAACAAUACGUACAAAACUAUGGACAUUCAAUAACAAACUCAUCAAGAAGAAAUAAAACACCAACCCAACAAUGA